Ruditapes philippinarum (Manila clam) is the source of this 1720-nucleotide messenger RNA. Its product is annotated as fumonisin B1 esterase-like. The coding region runs from base 16 to 1632 and encodes 538 amino acids. The record is from RefSeq and is a predicted model, not a curated record. Lineage: Eukaryota; Metazoa; Mollusca; Bivalvia; Venerida; Veneridae. The transcript is spliced from 4 exons.
UUUACAUUUCAGAAAAUGUUCACUUUCGUCAGCUUAGCCAUACUGAUUUUGGUAACGUUAAAUCUUGGUGAUUGCUUUAUAAUUAAUCAAAGGAUAGGUCCAAUUGUUAAUACAACCUGUGGUCAAGUUGAAGGUCUUUCGCAAAAUGGUGCACAUGGAUUUCGGGGAAUUCCUUACGCCUUGCCGCCCAUUGGGAGACUGAGAUGGCAACCGCCGAAGAAAUUGAACAUGGCCGAUGGAACGUGUUGGAAUGGAACAUUUUCCGCAAUGCGAUUCGGAAAUAUUUGCUACCAAUAUCAAAACUCAACAGCAUUCUAUGGAAGUGAGGACUGUCUUUAUUUAAAUGUGUUUACACCGACACUUAACAAAACAGCCAAGUUACCGGUAAUGGUUUGGGUUCAUGGUGGCCAGUUAGCUUAUUUAUCCGGGAAUGAGUUAACGUACUAUGCAGAUGAAACGAUGGCUGGAGAAACAAAUGUUGUAUACGUUAACUUUAAUUAUAGAUUACACACCUUUGGUUUUAUGGCACUGCAGAUACUGGCGGAUGUUUCUCCAACUAACACGUCCGGAAACUAUGGUUUUAUGGAUACAUUACUUGUUCUCCAGUGGGUACAAGAUAACAUUCAGAAUUUCGGAGGGGAUCCUUCGCAGGUCACAUUGUAUGGUCAUGAAGCAGGUGGAACUCGGGUGUUUGGUUUAAUGGCCUCUCCAUUAGCAAAUGGAUUGUUUCACAAAGGUUGGAUAUCUAGUACCCCUCCUCGGUAUGAUAAACUUGCGAUAGACGCAUACAAAGACAAUCUUGUUUACCUGAACAACACUAAAUGUUCUACUGUUGACUGCCUGCUUGCUCUGACAUCACAAGAAGCGACAGAAGCUGUGCCGUGGUCUGAUUUUCCAAAUUGGGAUAUGUCUGACCAGUUUGACAUUCCGAAGAAAACUACCAGAUUUGACGGUUCUUUGGCUAUAGCUGAUGGGUAUGUACUCAAUCACCCUCCAUUUGAAGCAUGGGCACGUGGUAUCAAAAUGGAUAUCCCCCUCCUAAUAGGUAGCGCUGCCCAAGAACUGGACUUUAGCCAACCACCUCCUGAUAUGGGUACAUGGGAUAAACCGAACUAUGAACGCUACAUUCACAUACAACUAGACACAUUUAGCACGUACAUUGCGGACAUGGCUCUCAAAAUGUAUCCUGUAACUGGAAACCUAACUGCUCGUUAUCAAUGGGCAAGCAUGGCUAGUGAUAUUCGAUUUAACUGUGGAAACAACCGUUUGGCUUUAAUGGCAGCAAAGACCUUUAGAUCACCAGUCUAUCGGUAUAUUAAUUCCAAUAAUCCGUCAAAACCGUUCUUUGGAUCCAUCUACCCCUUUACUUAUCAUGACAUGUAUGCAUUUUUUGGUCACUUGGAAUGGGGUUUGCACACGCUCGGUGAUUCGGACAAAAAGUUUGAAAGGAGUAUGAAAGAUGAGGUCAUAUCUUUUGUGCGUCAUGGUCAUCCUAACACAACGUCAUGGACAACAUUUCCAGGCUCCACUGGUCUCAUCUCCGACACAGUUACAACUAUCCCAGAAUAUCAUGGAGAGGAAUGCGAGUUUCUCUUUGCCAAUGGUUUUUAUCCGUAUUCAUGGCGACAGUAGAUAAUAUACUUGUUAUUUUUGUAUUAUUUAGAUCAAUAGACCUUUGAGAGAAAACAUUGUUACUUUCUAUAUAAAUUUGUUCAUGAUA